This is a messenger RNA of Scophthalmus maximus (turbot), 1193 nucleotides long. RefSeq lists its product as uncharacterized. The transcript has 5 exons. The record is from RefSeq and is a predicted model, not a curated record. The coding region runs from base 295 to 903 and encodes 202 amino acids. NCBI's taxonomy places the organism in Eukaryota, Metazoa, Chordata, Actinopteri, Pleuronectiformes, Scophthalmidae.
CCUGAAAAUCUUCUUGAAGCCUGGGUAGCGGUGCCCGACGAGGGAUAGUCUGUAUAACCCUGUCGAAUCACGUCUCGGCAUUUCCAUCUUUUCGACAGCCAAUAACUGACGUCUAUCUCCAUCUUUCCGGAGCGGUCCAAUCUCGGCUCGUUAUCUCCAUUUUUUAGACAGCAAAUCGCUGAGGUCUAUCUCCAUCUUUCCGGAGCGGUCCAAUCUCGGCUCGUUAUUUCCAUUUUUUCGACGGCAAAUCGCUGAGGUCUAUCUCCAUCUUUCGCCGCUGUUGAGCUACGUCACAUGUUUUCGUCGGCCAAUCGGCGUGUCCGCUCUCCAUCUUCUGACAGCCAAUCACCGUGGCCCCGCUACGGGAGUCACAGAAGCGCUCGAAAUUCGAAGUUGUCGAUUACCUCUUCGAAUCCGGACGACACGACACUCGAAUAUCAUCGAAAGAUGGCUUCAAAAGACAAAAAGCACAGGGCUAUGGGUGAUGAGGAGUGGAUGUCACGCCUGCGACGGUUCGCUGCUGUUGGGGUCUGGCCCUCUGAUGCAGGAAACAGGCCGGCGCCACGUCAGAAAAAGUGGCAUGAUCUGUAUCUGAAGAUUGAGAAAUGCCCGAUGCAGCGGAGGGGACAAAUGUCUCUGUUUGGAGGGACACAGACAUGCAGCUGUGGCUUCCAUACAAAGAAGCCCUCCAGCUCGGUACCUGCCUCUCCCUCAGCGACACCACAACCAAGACUCUCAACGCCACCAGUGUCAGGAUCCUCCUCUUCAACACCUGGUCUGACAGUGCGUAAGCCCGCUUUGACUUUGGCAUCGUUUACGAAACCGCGGUUCGGUGGGUCUCACGGGGCCAAUUUAACGCCAAACCUCGAUUUGGCUAGGAAGCAUGUGAACAAGGUAAUGUAAGGAGAGUGACAGCUUAUGACACAGUGAACAAGGUCUCCUGUGGAGCUCAGCAAAGCAGGAGGCAUGACGAUCCUGGUUCCAUCCCUUAAGGCCUUCCAGAAGGUACAGCUGGAAAUUCAGGCCGUUGGCACUCGUUCCUUAAGACAGAAGCAGUAUGAGAAAUAACUAUAUGAUGUUUUUUGUCACUGUUUACAACAUAAUAAUAAUAAAUUAUAUUUGUUUCAUACUAACCUGGAAUGAACCUGUUGAGAUGCAGGUGGAAGGACUCGAGCGAUGUGGACCCUCUAGCA